CGCGGAUCCAGCAGGCGGAACUUCAGUACAAGCUGGGCCGCGAGGAGUUGGAGCUGCUGACGCUGAGCGAGCAGGCGCGCGGGCUCGCGCAGCUCAUCGAGCAGGCUGAUGCAGCCGCCAACCGGAACAACCGAACCACUUUGUACAGUGCGGUUCGUGAUUUUGGCGGAUGCGCGUCAAUAGUAACUGUGGAAGCUCGCGAAGGCACAUGGGGCGCAGUCCCGCGUGGAUCCGGUAUGCUGAUAGAAUGGCCAGGCGAGAAUGUCGGCCUGAAGACUGGAGACAGUGCGCAAUAACUACGCAAAUGCGCAUGCGCACAGCACAUCUGCGUUCAAACGCAGAGGAGCGCGGGUCAGCGGCCCACAAUCACGAGCAUCGCGAUGCUAUCUGUGCCCAUAGAUGGGCAACGAUGGGCCUCGGACUGUGGGCAAACACUAUCCAAUGCAAAUUCAGCAUAGUUAUGGUGCGCCCGCGCCGCCGCAGGCGACGUUGGCCCAUCAAUACACGUCCGAUUAGAAUGCUCAUAGAUACGCUGUUGGAAGUAAACGGCACAUCGGUUAUAGCGUGCCGCAAUCAGGAGGAACUGCAGCGCGCCACUAGUGCUGCCAACCCUGCGCGACUUGUACUCCUGCGCAACACUGCCACAGCGCAGGCGCCACAGCCAGCUAAUGGCUUUACACAAAAUGAAGCUGCAUCAUUACGAGCUGAGUUGGGCGCCCUGAGGUCAGCAGCCGACGACGCUGAAAAGGCGAAGGAAGGCCUGCGCGCUGACAACACGAGGCUCACGCACCGCAUCUCCUACCUCGAAGAACAGGUCGCUGAGCUUCUCAGCAGACAUACACAGCUACAUUCAACAAGCAGUAAUGACAGCUGCAUCACAGUGAACAAGACGAAGAAGAAUGUCACUAAUAUAAACAUUACGACAGAUCCUCAUCCGAAGCCAAGUCCCAAGUCUGAAGUACAGGUGUUCCAGAAAGGUCCCGACAUUACUGCCAUUGUAGCCAAACUACCAGGCCUUGACGGUGCCGAAAGUAACCUGCCCAUGAUAAGACCGAGGUCUAAUGCUUCAGGAGCAUCUUCCCGCGCCGCUAUAUCUCCCCGAGCAACUCCGCCCCUGAACCACAGGUCGCACAGCUCUCACAGUCUCGAACAUAAAGCCGAACGAAUGCGUCACUCUCUUUCCCACCAUUGCAUACAUGGUGCGGUCGACUACAGUGCUGAAACCGAUGCAGCGAUCCGCAUGAUUGAGAGGAACCAGAGGCACAUAGAGAAACAACGAAUGAAGAAUGAGAGACUGAGCAGGUCCAAGUGCGAGGACUACUUCAGAUCAGAUAGCGACCUGGACAUACGGGACUCACACUCCAGUGCCAGCGUCGACCCCAGACAUUACGAGAUAAAGAAGGCAGCAGACAGAAUAGAAGAAAGUAUCAAAAAGACUAACUGGGCCGAGAGAAAAACUCUCUCAAUUAUUGAGCAACUGAAGCGAUCACAACGGCUUCGGAAAAUGAAGAAGAACGACAGCUCCGAAGACAUUCAGCUGGAAUCUGAAAGACACUAUAUGUACCACAGAAUAGACGGCAAGGUAUUAGAAAACGCUCACAAAUCUAGCAGACGAACUUCCAAACUACACUCGCGAAGUGCCAAAUCUUCAGAAUUUGAAUCCGAGUCUGACUUUCCUAACGGUGACAUGUACAGCAGCUCGCCGCGGAUAGACUACGGCUCCGAGACGUGCUCCAGGAUGAGCCAUUACAAAAAGAAUGAUGACAGAAAAGACAGUGAUGUGAAGUCGCGACCGACUCCGCCGCGGAAACCACUCCGGCUAUCUCUUCACAAAGCGAGAAGUGCCCACUCUUUAAUAAACGGCAGUGAGUCUGAGACUCCUAGUAGACCGGCCUCAGAAGCAAAGCAUACAGACACCGAGUGCAAUAAGAGGCCAGUGAAGAGAACACACGCGGCUGACAAGUGGGCGCGGGAGAGGAUCCGCGACGCCGGCCGGGCAACGCCCAGACCCACGAGGAAACACCUCAAUGGGCUGAGCGCGUGCGAGGCGCCUGCCGCCGACGACCUCUACCCAGAGAACACACACAUGCCUGUCAGAAUUAAUGGAAUGGGGGCCAAGUGGUUAAAGUUUCGAGACUACGAAGUAACAAACAGCAACAUUAAUACAAUACGACUUGUGGUCAUCUCGACUGCCAGUUUCGGCCGCGAACAACAAAAUGGCGGACCAUUUGGAAAACCGAAGCGUCCGACAUGCAUCCAGAUCUACGGUCAUGGCCGAACUUAG
This is a messenger RNA of Spodoptera exigua (beet armyworm), 2284 nucleotides long. The record is from the annotation of a GenBank genome assembly. NCBI's taxonomy places the organism in Eukaryota, Metazoa, Arthropoda, Insecta, Lepidoptera, Noctuidae.